Schistocerca nitens (vagrant locust) is the source of this 5396-nucleotide messenger RNA. RefSeq names its product arrestin domain-containing protein 17. The record is from RefSeq and is a predicted model, not a curated record. Gene Ontology annotation, biological process: protein transport. Gene Ontology annotation, cellular component: cytoplasm. The transcript has 8 exons. The coding region runs from base 72 to 1484 and encodes 470 amino acids. NCBI's taxonomy places the organism in Eukaryota, Metazoa, Arthropoda, Insecta, Orthoptera, Acrididae.
AAAGCUUGCAGGGGAGAGUGGGUGGUACUGUGGCAGUGUUAAUUUGUGUCGGAAGGCGUAUUGUAUUUAAAAUGGGUUUAAAGAAACUUCAGAUAGUUUUUGAUAACCCGUGGUCAACAUAUUACAGCGGGCAGCCAGUUUCUGGAAGACUUAUCAUUGAUGUCGAUUCUCCUAAAAAAAUUAGAGCAAUUUCGAUUCAGUUCAAGGGUGAAGCAUGUGUGAAGUGGGAUGAAAUGAAAACAAGAAAAACUAAUGAAGGAAACACAACGAGGGAAACGAUUGUGUAUACGGCACAGGAGAAUUACUUUGAAAACAAAUUCAAUUUGGUUGGUGGAAGUGGUGAGAUGAUAAUUGAGCCUGGAGAGAAGAUAUACCCUUUUAGCACACAUUUACCACCUAACUUGCCAUCCUCGUUUGAAGCUGAAUUUGGUUAUGUAAGGUAUACUGUGAAAGCAGUACUGGAUCGUCCCUGGAAAUUUGAUCAAGAAGUGAAAUCUGCAUUUACAGUGAUUACCCCUUUGGAUUUGAAUACACAUCCUACAGCCAAGGAUCCUGUGAAGAAGGAGACCGAGAAAAACUUCUGUUGUUGCUGCUGCAAGUCUGGUCCACUUUCCCUAGUGAUGUCGAUACCUGUGGGUGGAUAUGUUUCUGGACAAAUUAUUCCAGUCACUGUGGAGGUCGACAAUGCCAGCAAUGUCAAUGUUGACAAUGUGUACUGUGCUCUAAGGAAGGUUGUAACAUUUAAGGCUACAUCGCCACAGAGGACUGAGCGCAAGGACAAAGUUACAAUAGCUGAGCAGAAUUUUGGCUCAGUAGCAGGUGGUGGCUCCAACACUUGGUGUGAACAAAUCACAAUCCCACCAUUACCACCAUCUAAUCUUAACAACUGUAAUAUCAUUGACCUGGAAUAUGAUUUAAGAGUUGAAUGCAAAGUGGCGGGAUUCUAUCAUAGAAACUUGACAGUAAAGACACCUAUCAUACUUGGAAGCAUCCCACUGGCAUCCUACCAGUCACCUGUUCCAUUGCAGAAACCAGAUAGUGAGAACAAUGGAGCAAUCAUUCCAGAUGGCCCACCCACUGACCCGAGUGGUGACCACCAUCCACAGUAUGGACCUGCUGGUCACCAAUCCCCAGGAGGGUUUGCACAACCACAGUGGGGCCCUGCACCUCCAGGUCCUGCAGUGUCUCCUGGAGGACAACCUCAGAAUCCACAGUGGGGCCCUGGCCCAAAUGUCAGCCCAUCUGCACCACUCCCUACUGGGGGUGCUGGUGCUUGGGUUCCUCCAACUGGGCCCCCUCAACCAGGACCACCUGCUGCCCCUGGUGGAGCUCUGUACCCUACACUGCCACAACCCAUGUAUGCUGAGGGGACUUUUGGUGGUGCAAAAAAUAUUCGAGAUGCAUCUGACAACCAGUACACACAAGGAUCUCAGGAGUUCACUCCACGUUAUCCAGUGUACAACUUUCAGCCACCUCAGCAAUGAUUUCAAAGAGGAAGAACAUUUUUUUUUACAAUAAUUUGUAUUGCUCUGAAUGUGAUACACUAACAUAGCUAACAUCUUUUGUCUAACAUGCAAUACCAUACUCUUGUAAAUGGCACAAAUGUUUUCAUUUUUUAUCGUCUGGUUGUUGGGACAAGCUUUUUAUAAUCUGACAUAACUUCAUAAACAUCAGUGAAAACUCUUAUACCAGGAAUCUCAGAUUUUUAUUUGCUUUGAAUACUAACUUAACAGAUUUACUGCUUUUUAUUUCUUUUACAUGUGUACAGAAUGAAUUUUUAAUUAUUAACAGCUUUGUAGAAGCUAAAAGUGUGCAUACUGUUUUUUUUUUUUUUUUUUUUUUAUACAAGCAUAGUCAAGACUGUUCACAUAUUUGUAUACAAAUUACUUUUAAGACUUUCUUUCAAGCUAGGAAAUUGUUUUAUAAAUGUUGCAAAGACCAAAUAUGAAAGAAUAUGAUGAUACACGAAUGUGAAACUGUUAAAGUAAGGUACCAUAUAACUUCAUCAAUAUUUCAUCAAACAAAGUAAAUAAAUACUUCUUAAACUGAGGAACUUUACCCUUAAGCCUUACCCUCAGGUUAUCAUGUAACCCUAUUUGUUUUUUGCUGCUGUUCUGUCAUUUCCUUUUCUGGUAUACUAUGUAAAAUGUUCCAUUUCACACUUACGGCAGCAUCAAAAAACUUUUCAUUUACUUAUGUAGAUCUGCUGUUACAACUGUUUGUCUGUUCUAGUACACAUAUUAGAUGUCAAAUUGAUGCAUCAUACUCACAGGCAAAAUUUAAUUGAAAUUAAUCUGCUUCUCUCAGAUCCAUGUUACAAGUAAUAAUGAAAACGGGGCAGAGAAAAUAUGGUAUAUGUUGCAUCUUAUCCCUCUUGACACCAAUGAAUAGUUUCGUGAUGUGUGUGUGUAUGUUGUUUGCAAGUUAUAGUUUCUUACAGAGAAAUAGUCAUCAUGUUAGAAGUGGUUAGUUUAUCUUAUGUUAUUGCUACUUAAUUUUAUCUUUUAAAUAUGUAGUGAGAGAAAUUUGAAGAAGCGUGUGCUCAUGAAUACCACACUUACAGCAACUACAAUAUUUUUUCAUGUGUGGCUUACAGAGUACUAAUUGAACCUGAUAUUUCACAAGCUUUUGUUAAUAUUAUUAGUUAUUUAUUAUUUGGGAGAAAAACCUUGUAACUUAAGCCACAAAUUAAAAUUAUUGUAUGCUAAUGCUCCUUCCUGUAACUAAUACUUCAACCUCCCUUAAUAUUCCUUUUCCAUUUUUUUAAAUGUGGAGAUCAGCCUUCCUCAAUUAUUUUUGUCAAGCCAGCAUCACAAUAAAUCUCUCUCUGCUUCUUUCUCCUCUUUCAUGGCCUUCCAUUUUCAUUUUAUCUUUUUCAUAGUUUCAUACAUUCUGCUCACAGUUUCAUACAUUCUGCUCAUCAACUGUUUGAGCCAAUAAAAAACUUUAAUAUUGUCAGUGAUACCAUGUUUCAAACACAUUUUUUAUGCUCACUAACCAUGCUAGUUUUUCCAUGAAAGUAGGACAAACAAGAGAGGAGUAAGUUUUUUCUGGCAGCUAUACCGUUACGCCAAUAUUCUGAGUCUGAUAAUCACUACUUUACUGUGAAAGCUCUCUACAGUGUAGUUCUUUCUGCUUUCUUGCAUACUACUAGCUAUCUGUUGGCAGAUAUUUUUAACUGAGCAGAUGAAUGUUUGAGGAGGGCCUCUAUACAGCCUUCCUUCCAGUCUGUGUUAAGUGAACCUCAUGAAUCUUCCAGUUAUUUGACCAUGAUGCUGAUAAAGAUGAAAUAGUCCUUGAACAUACAUAUCCUUAUGUAUAAUACUUUGUAUACAUGUGUGCACCUAAACUUUUGUUUCCAUAUACUAAAUAACAGAUCUGACCCUUAUUCUGAUUUUAUACUCAUUCAUUUCAGUGAGUGCGAAUAUGUUUAUAAGCACAAACUUUGUAUAGGGCAUUCCACAAACAUCAAUGAAAAGUAAGUUGCAGAAUCCCCACUAUGCAGCCAAACCAAAGCAAAUAAGUUCUCUGUGUGAACAAAAUUCUAGACAUGCACAGUUGAUUGUUUUGUAAUGUGUUUAUUGCUUGUUAUUUAGAAAUGUAGUAAGGGUUUUGCUAAGCAGAUGUACCUAAAUUAUCAAACAUAUUUUGAGAAAAUUGUACAAGAUAUGACAGCUUAUAACAUGUCCAUAAUUUGGCAUGUUUUAUUAUGAAAAUAACAAUGUUCCUACAUUUAUCAAGAAAAUUAACAAAUAUCUUGCAGGAUUCAUUAGAUCUGAAAUGGCUUGCAUAAUUUAAUUUUGUUAUAUGUAGAGCAUUUAAAAUAUUAUAAAUGACUGAAAAUGAAAUAACUGACUGAUGAAAAUACUCUGAUUUCUCACUGUGAUCUUAUAUUAGUUGCUUCUUUUAUUCAGAAAUAAUUUGUGAUGAAUGAAUCUGAAACUGGAAGAAAAAAUAGUUAUUUUUGACUGAAAGAUCAUAGUCUAUAUUCUUAUGUUAUAGAUUUUGCUCAUUAUUUGUCCAUUUGUUUUUUAAUAAAUUCAGUGUAUUUCACCAUACUGGUAAAAAAUGUUAAUAAUUAUUCAAAUUUUAACUUCAUGGUCAAUUAUUGUUAUACCUUUUAAUAGUCAUAAAUACAAAAGCUUGUGUUUUAACUCUGCUCAGAGAAUUAUGUUUUUAGUGACAAAAUGAUAUAUAACAUAUAUUAUGAGAUGGAAUUUCUGACCAGUAAGAUGCACUAAAAUUUUUAGUACUGCAUAUAGAUACACACAAAAAUACAAAAAAUUAUCCCGUCUUUUGGAACUAUUGGUUCCUUACUCAGGUAGGGAAGAGGUACGGAGGGACAGGAGUUGAAUGUUAGAAAGGAAUGAUAGGUUCUCAGACCCCAGGAUGAGUGUGACCUGCCAGUUGUGAGGACAAGGGAGACAAAGAUGUGUGUACCGGCUGUACUAAAAUUUUUCAUCUCCUGAAAAUAGGAACUGGCCAGCAAUUCUGCCUCAUAAUUUUAUAAUUUCACAAGUGAACUCUCAUUUUGAUACAUGUAAUGUAUGUUGGUAAUCAUAAUAUAUUUUAUGACCUGUUAUGAUGGAUCCACAAUCCACUUGUCUCAUGUGUAGCAAGCAAGCUGUACUGGCACUAACGAAUUUUUCUGCUUCAUACAUAUCUGUUUCUAUAACUUUUGUGCAUUAAUAAGAUUUAUGGAUUUAAGAUUUACUCAGCCUUUAAAUGCAUACUAACAAAGCAUUUACCAUGUUUUUCAACAGUUAACCGAGACUUGAGCACAGGUAUUUUUUUAGAUUUUUGUGACUGAUCUGUAUAACUUGACAUUUUUAGAGUUUGUCAUUAUCUUGUCACUGGUGACAUGUUAUCUGCUUUAGCUUGGUACUAGCUAGUAGCUUGUGUUACUUUAGAAUGGUUAAAUUUUUGUGUGGAGUGUUGUUCCCACACACAAUUGUUUUAUAUUGCUUUUCACCUUUUGUUUGCAUCACUUAUAUUUUGAUAUGUAAUAUGACUGUUCAACUGGUCAGAAAUAUAUGUAUACUUCUGUUAUUUGUCAUUAUCUAAUUUUUAUUGAUGCAGGACUCUGCUCUGGAAUUACCAAAGCAGGAUACAUAAUAACAUGGGUUAUAAAUGGGCAAGGACACAACUUUGGUGCUAUUAGUUCCUGUUUUGUAUGUUAGCCGUGUAACGUGAAGAACCUGUGGUAAUAAGCACAAAUUUUGCAAGAAUAUGGAAAUUGAUCCAAGGAUACACUUUUAUGCCACAGCAAAUCCAUGCACACUAUUCACACUUUUGAAGUCUGUGGGUUUGGAUGAGAUUAACAAGACUCUGGUGAACAUUUUGCAGCUAUAUGUUAAAUGUGACCUUAAAGAAAUAAAAUGCAAAUUUCCAAAGCA